AUGUCACAAAGCGCAGAACGGCGAUGGCAGUCGAAUCCUCUCGUGAACGUACUGAAGGAGAUCACAAGGCCAGCUGAUGGUGAGCAAGAGCUCACUGACGAUGAAGAAGAGAAGUUCAACCUGGGAAGACGGAGGGUGAGUUGGAAGGUUAUGAAGGACAUGUCGAAGAAAGAGGUUGCGUUUGAACAAGUAAGAGGAGCUGCAGACGCCAAGGAGCGAUCGCCUAAUUCCAGGAAGACCACAAUCAGCUCACUGACACCUGUUGCAAGGGCCAGCAGCACUGCGUCUCUCCUCCUCAAAGACGUGCAGACCUCCAAGAAGGAAGACAGACGGAACUCAACGUCAGGUGAUUCUCGUGGCGGCGAAGAGGCGACACUCAGCCAGGGCAAGAAGGAGGAGGAGGAUGAAGGAGAUGUUGGAAUGCCUACUCUUCGAUCAGACCAUGACUCUCUUUCUGUCUAUGACCAUCGUCAAUUUGUUCAGCCUCCCUUGCAAACGGGCAUCAGCCGUCCCUUCGCUUGGCGACGCAAGAUGCCGCAUCCGAGGCUGCGCGGAGACUUGUCGAACCCCUACUUCAAGCGACGCAUUGCCAUGAUUCUCCCUCAGUCGCUCCGCCCCACCAUGGCGAGCAGCGACUAUGCGGCUCUCAUGGACUCAGCGAGGGCAAGCACGAUGCUCCAGCGAGAUGUGGCGGCAACCGUCACCAUCAUCGCCGAGAACGCUGAGGCGGACAAGAGGACGCUGGGAGACGCAGGGCUGGUAGAGGAGCUUAUCGACUUCCUCUCGUCGUCAGACCCACAAGUCAGAAGCCGGUCGCUCAAGUCUCUCACCCAACUGCUGACCCGAGAAGCAAACAGAAAUCACUUCUUCUCGUGCCCACGCGGUGGCGAGCAGCUUCUUCAUCUUUCGAAAGCUGAUGCUUUUGUUGAUCCGACUUCAAGUGUCCAGCCUGACCAGGUCACUGAAAUGAGACUAGCUGCUGAGAUUGUUGCCAUCUUAGCACAAUCAGAAACCAUGCAAGCAAGAAGGACUUUCAUGAAAAGUGGCUUCGUGUACAUGCUGUGCAGAUUAACUCAAUCGAGAGACAAGGUAACUCGAGGCCAUGCAGCGAACGGGUUGCACUGUCUGUGUGAGGGCUAUAGUCAUGUGAAAGAACAGAAGUGGAAGAGGAAAAUUGAGAUCAAAGCAGAAUUGUGGUCAACCGAACAAAUUUUUCAACUCAUCUCGGUUUUCAAGUCAAAAGAUGCCAACGUGACAACCCAGAUCUUUCUUGGUCUCCGAUAUUUGUGCUCGGAGGCGUACACCCCAAUUAUACUGGCCAACACAGACAUUUUGGAUGUGCUCCAUCAGGCCAUGGACGGAAACAGCUUCCAAAAAGACUUUCCCAUGAUGAUGGCUGCACUCAUGCUGAUAUCUGUGCUGGCAGAAACUUCUUGGUCGUCGUCGGUUCUCACAAGAGCUAAUCUUGAGCCCUUUCUAGCCAGACUACUUCGUCUCCUACCAAAGACAAAGACAGAAGUAGAGGCAAUGCUCCCUACCCAUGGGGUGAUGGCAACCUGGGACGAGCAGAAACUUCUUCGCUAUGCUCGGAUGGUUGCAAAAAACCCUGAAGUCUCCAUGUCAUCUAUCGGCGAAUGUGUGGAAAUGUCCUUCCAAAAACUAAGAUGUAUCGUUCUUGUAGAUGAGGUCCUAGAAGUGAUGGAAAAGUUGAUGAUGAAAAUGACAGAGAUCAGAUUUAUCUUCUUCACUGCUGGUGCAGCCCAAAAUUUCAUCAACCUUCAUCUGUAUAGCAAUUUCAGGAAUGUGCAGGAAACUUGCCUCAAACUUAUUUGCCUCAUGGCUGCAAAUGAGAAAUUGUCUGAAACAAUUAGCAGCAACAAAAAAUAUCUGGACAUAAUCGAUUUUGCACUCAGACUUGCAGGAAAUCCUGUCUUGCCAAGAACAGCAAUGCUUUCUAUCUGCGAGCUCAGCAAAAACAUGCAAUUCAUCGACAAGCUUGCUCAACGCGGGUUAGUGCAAGCGCUCGAGAUCCUGACAGACACCCAUGAUCCACUGCAGCAAGCUCUUAUCUUGCAGAUCAUGAAGAACCUCUCCAAAUCCGUCUCCGUCAAAGAACAAGUAGUGCGCAUGCGGAGUUGGCCAAGGAUGGUUCGAUGGUUGGACUCCUUUGACCCCUCGGUGAGGAAUGCGGCCAACAACUUACUGAUUGAGUUUGCAACGGGGGAAGACAACAGGAACUGCCGAGAGGCUCUGACGGAGGUCGCAAAGGAGGUGAAGAACUUGCAGGCCGGCAGCCGCGUAAACCACGAGGUCUUGUCACGCUUCAUCGACUACGUGAAUCAGUCGGACCACAUUAUCAAGGCUCAGGCAUGGAUCCGCGGAGUCAUUGGUCGAAGGAGAGCUCAACUGCUGCGGAUCGUCAAGAAGAAGGAGAGGAAGGGCGAUACGUCUGCUGUGAUGAGAGCAAUUUCUGCACUGGGAAAAGAUACUUCUAGCUCCUUUAAUGAAGGUGGCAACAAUAAACAAAAAGGUGAAUGA
Messenger RNA from Guillardia theta CCMP2712, 2538 nucleotides. RefSeq lists its product as hypothetical. The transcript has 3 exons. Lineage: Eukaryota; Cryptophyceae; Pyrenomonadales; Geminigeraceae. The record is from RefSeq and is a predicted model, not a curated record. Gene Ontology annotation, molecular function: protein-membrane adaptor activity; protein binding. Gene Ontology annotation, biological process: nucleus-vacuole junction assembly. Bases 1 to 2538 code for a protein of 845 amino acids.